Molecule: messenger RNA, 1860 nt
Organism: Seriola dumerili (greater amberjack)
Lineage: Eukaryota; Metazoa; Chordata; Actinopteri; Carangiformes; Carangidae
Gene: cacybp
Product: calcyclin binding protein
Exons: 6
Coding region: 74-757 (227 amino acids)
Biological process (GO): heart development
Cellular component (GO): nucleus
Molecular function (GO): S100 protein binding; tubulin binding; ubiquitin protein ligase binding
Source: RefSeq, a predicted model, not a curated record
AGCCCUGCAGACACAGCAGAGAAAAGAACACACUUCUGACCCAAGCCAACAUAGAAGAUAAAACAAAGCCUAAAUGGAUCUAACCGAACAGAUUAACCAGUUGGAGGCAGACUUGCAGGAGUUGGGGUCACUCUUGGAAAAGUCAGAGAGGCAGCGAGUGCAGGAACUGCUAAGACAGGAGCAGAAGAAGGUGGAGAAGGAGCUUUCAGUCAAACGACAACAGAAGGAGCAACAGGCCAGGAGACAAGCUGACCCAUCUGCAGCCUCUAAAGCAGCAUACACGGUCAAGAUUACCAACUAUGCCUGGGACCAGUCAGAGAAAUUUGUUAAGAUUUACCUCACACUGAAGGAUGUGCACAAAAUCCCAUCGGAAAAUGUGGAGGUCAACUUUACAGAAAGGUCAUUUUCUGUUCUGGUAAAGGAUCUAGAUGGGAAAAACCAUCAGAUGACAGUUCUCAAUCUGUUAUAUCCAAUCGAUGAAAAGGACAGCUACAAAAAGAUAAAAACAGACAUGGUCCUGCUCAUGUGCAAGAAGCAAACAACAAAGAAGUGGGAGUGCCUAACAACGGUGGAGCAGCAGUCUAAAGAAAAAGAUAAACCCAAUAUGGAUGAGAAUGCAGACCCCAGUGAGGGCCUGAUGAGCAUGCUGAAGAAGAUCUACGCAGAGGGAGAUGACGAGAUGAAGAGAACCAUCAACAAAGCCUGGUCAGAGUCCCAAGAAAAGAAGAUACGAGGAGAAGAAAUGAUGGAUUUCUGAACUGCACUCGCUGCGAGAGCAAGUGAGAUCAUCCAGGGCUGCAGCAGGCACAAGCUGAAUAUUUAAUGAUAGCGGUUAAAACUGAAGUCCCAAUAUGUGAAUUAUAUUUCCCCAAAAUCUAGAAUUUAGGUAUACAACUCAUAGAUGAGUUGGCAGGAAUUAUGUGUAAGCCCUGAAUGGCCUCAGUUUGACUCUGCUUUGAAAACCAGGCUGUUGAUGUUCUGUCAGUCAUUGGUCAUAAUGCAGAAACCUGUCGAUAAAUGAAAUGGAAAAUUUCUAUAGCAGUACAAGGGUGCUGUUCACCAGAUGGAACCUAAACACAGCAAGAAAUCACAGUUUCAUAACUGUUUUUUUUGUUGUUGUUUUCUUUUGGGUAAGGUUAAUUUUAAAGGGUUAAAGGACCACAAUGCAGUUGUUUUUUUUUUUUGUUUUUUUUUAAAUAAAUGCCUGUCAGUAGAAGAUGGUUUGAAUUCGCCCAGGGUAAUUGAAAAAUGUAGUACAUGUAUAUGUUCUGUGAAGGCACUUGUUAAUAAUGUCCCUGUGCAGAAUUCAGUGUAGCUAAACUGAACUCAUAUUUAGGAUGUUUUCAAGUGUACAUUUGCCAAAGUCACGUUUCUGUUCCUACAGUGAAGACAACCAGAGGGCCCUUCUGACUGUUCGUGUCUUCAUAUUAGCCUUUGAUUUUUUUUUUUUUUUUUUUUUUUUGUCAUUCCAUAAAUAGAUCAGAUGAUAGCUGCAAAGACAGUCCUACUCAUGCGUCAGUCCAGUGUAAUAAUUCACAUUACUGGGUCUACGCGGGUAUGUGUUUGAUAUUUAAUGUAUUCAAUUCAUUCCUGUUGCAUCGUGUAACGCUCUAAAACAUUCUUUAUAUUUACUUAAUGUGGCGGUUGCACUUUUAUAGUGAUAGAACAGUUUCAUACUAUAAUUUGUAUUUAUGGUUAAACUGUUCACAUUGUGGUUUUCCCGCCAAUAUUUGUGAAAAUGUAAAAAUCUACAUUUCAAUUAUGUUGAUAUUUUCCUUUGGCUUAUGUCAUCCUCUUAAAUGUAUUGUUGCCCGCCCUCAGGUUGCUCAUGCAGUCAAACAAAUAUAAUUCUUGAACUGA